Messenger RNA from Paramecium octaurelia, 929 nucleotides. NCBI's taxonomy places the organism in Eukaryota, Ciliophora, Oligohymenophorea, Peniculida, Parameciidae. The record is from the annotation of a GenBank genome assembly.
AAUUAUAUCAAAAAUGUCUGAAUCAAAUGUUAAAGGGAGAGUCUAAGCAAUAUUUGAAAAAUUAGAUAACAUCUCGACUAGUGUCCAAGAUGAGUAAUCAUUUUAAGCAUUUCUUUUAUUUUAGGAAGAACAGUAGGUUUCAUAACAUCUCGUAACUCAUUAUGGCUUUUGAAGCUCAAUUACAACACAAUUCUGAAUAAAAAGAGGAAAAGUUCAAUUAUCUUGCCUCAAGAAUGAGAUAACUAGGGGAAUUUUUAGAGUAAGAACAAGAAGAGUAUUAUAUUAUAAUUAUCAAUAAUAGUCGUCUAAGAUAAGAAGCUGAAACCUAAAAGCUACUAACUGAUUUGGAAAGACAUGCUCGUAAGUUAAUUGAAUAGAACUCAAAAGAUAGAGUGGAAUAAGAACGAAAAAUCGUUUAUUAGAUUGGAUAGUAGAUAGAUAAUUUAUAAGGUGAAGUAGUCAAAGAAGGACUUGUAACAAUAUAUACCAAUAUUUAGGCCUAAUCUGAAUCAUAUUAAUUCGUGGAUGCAUAUAUAAAUGAAGAUCUUCCAAAAUUAGCUGAUGAAUUAUAAAACGAAAUCGGAGAGAGAAAGGAAGUAGAGGGGAAGAUCUAAAUAUAAUUUUUACAAUAAUUAUAAGAUCUUAAAGAGGCUUUUGAUAGGUAAACAUAAGAUAAUAUUAUUAUUAUAGAGAGAAGAAGGAAAGAGAAAUAAAGGAGGAGGAAAUUGUUGAAAGUCUAAGAGAAAUAUCAGGGAGAAUAACUGAGGCCUUGAAAAAGACAAGAACAGAAAGAGAAAAGACAGAAGAGACUCUUGUACAAUUGGUAGAGAAGGUGGUUGAGAAGAUCAAACGUGAAAUGCUAGAAAUGAAUUUAUGAAAAUCAUUUCUCAUAAACAAUAAUGAAAUAAAUUUUAUUCAAUAUUGGAUUU